AUGGAUUCAGACACCUUGCAAGCCUUCCAGAAAGAACUCACCUGCUCCAUCUGCAUGGACUUCUUCCUAGACCCCGUCACCAUAGACUGUGGGCACAGCUUUUGCCGUCCCUGCCUGUGCCUGUGCUGGGAGGAAGGCCAAACUCCAAUGUGCUGCCCUGAGUGCAGGAGAGGAUCAGAGAAGCCAGAUUUCAAGACCAACAUCGUACUCAAGAACCUGGCUUCCCUUGCCAGACGGGCCAGAGCUUCCUACGUCAACAGCUCUGAGGAGCACACCUGUGUGGCACACAAAGAAGCCAAGGGGGUCUUCUGUGACGUUGAAAACAGCCUGCUCUGUGGGCUCUGCUCUCAAUCCCCAGAGCAUGUGGCUCACAGCCACAGCCCAAUGCAAUGGGCUGCUGAGCAAUGCAGGGAGAAUCUUCUAAAGAGAAUGGACUCCUUAUGGAAUAUGACUCAAGAAAUGCAAACCAGUCUGAAGCAGGAAACAAGUAAAACCCAGUCUUUAAAGGAGUAUGUGGCCUUAAGGAAGGUGAUGAUCAAAGCUGAAUAUCAGAAGAUGCAUCUGUUUCUCUGUGAGGACCAGCACCUCCACCUGGACACAAUAGAGAGAGAAGCCAAGGAGAUUUUCCAACAACUCAAGGAAAGUGAACUCAGGAUGAUCCAACAGAAAGAAAGCCUGAAAGACAUGUACAGAGAGCUGACUGAGAGGUGCCACAAGCCUGACAUGGAGCUUCUCCAGGUGAGAACGGGGAGUCCAUCCUCACAGACAGGCAUCCUUUUGGGAGCAAGGACUGAAUUGGUGCAGAUGCAAAAGCCUCAGCCAGUGAACCCAGAACUCACUUCAUGGCGCUUCCCUGGAAUCCUAGACAUGCUGAACAGCUUCAGAGUGCAUAAUGUUCUGACUCAGGAAACCAUCACUCACUAUAUGAGCCUUCCUGAGGACGUGAGAAGUAUGAUGUUUGGAGAUGAGCGUCAGGGCACGUCCAGAGAGCCCCAGAGCACGCAGAGCUUUGCGGCAUGGGGAGCUCAGACCUUCACCUCUGGUAGGCAUUACUGGGAGGUGGACGUGCCGCACUCCUUGAACUGGAUCCUGGGAGUCUGUAAAGAUUCCUUGGUAAGCGAUACUGGUAUCACUAUUGAUUUUGAAGAAGCUUCUCUCCUGUUUUCUUUGAGGAUGAACAAUCAUUAUCGUCUCUCUACUAACUCCCCACCCUUAAUUCAGUAUAUGGAAAAGCCUCUGGGUAAGAUUGGAGUCUUUCUCGAUUACGACAAUGGAAGCGUGAGCUUCUAUGAUGCUGACAAAGGUUCCCUCAUAUGUAGCUUAGUUUCUUCCUCCUUUUCUUCCCCUCUGAAGCCUUUCCUUUGCCUUGGUUCCCCAUGA
This is a messenger RNA of Rhinolophus ferrumequinum (greater horseshoe bat), 1380 nucleotides long. RefSeq names its product putative tripartite motif-containing protein 64B. Bases 1 to 1380 code for a protein of 459 amino acids. The record is from RefSeq and is a predicted model, not a curated record. The transcript has 5 exons. Gene Ontology annotation, molecular function: zinc ion binding; protein binding. Lineage: Eukaryota; Metazoa; Chordata; Mammalia; Chiroptera; Rhinolophidae.